UCCAAGGAGCCUUCGGGAGGGAAGCUGCCCGCCCGAGAGAGGCUUCCUCCUGGGCCGCGUCUCCUUCGGCUCCGAUGGCCUCCCCCCGCCCGCCCAAGUGAGGUCUCGUCCUCCCGCGCCGCCGCCGCCCGUCCGCCGCCGCCUCUCCGGCUCGCAGGCCCGGGACCCGCCGGGGGAGCUGGCUGGCUCGCACCCCCGCCUGCCUCGCCCCUCCAGGGCCGCUCGGCGCGCUGCGGGUCGGGCCCCGAGAUGAUGCAGCAGCAGCAGGACGAGUCCAACUCGCCAGUCUCGCCCGCCGACGACAGCCUGAGCAACAGCGAGGAGGAGCCCGACCGGCAGCAGCAGCAACUCCAGGGCGGUGGUAAGCGCGGCGGGCGCAAGAGGCGAUCGAGCCGCCGGAGCGGCGCCGGAGCAGCAGCGGGCGCGGGCGCGGGGCUGGCCGCGGCCGACGAGCCGUGCAGCCCGGCGCAGGGCAAGCGGGGCAAGAAGUCGGGCGGCGCGGGCGGCGGCGGCGGCGGCGGCGGGAGCAGCAGCGGCGGAGGCAGCCCGCAGUCCUACGAGGAGCUGCAGACGCAGCGCGUGAUGGCCAACGUGCGCGAGCGGCAGCGCACCCAGUCGCUGAACGAGGCCUUCGCCGCGCUGCGCAAGAUCAUCCCCACGCUGCCCUCGGACAAGCUCAGCAAGAUCCAGACGCUCAAGCUGGCCGCCCGCUACAUCGACUUCCUCUACCAGGUGCUGCAGAGCGAUGAGCUGGACUCCAAGAUGGCCAGCUGCAGCUAUGUGGCCCACGAGCGCCUCAGCUACGCCUUCUCGGUCUGGCGCAUGGAGGGCGCCUGGUCCAUGUCCGCCUCCCACUAGCGCCCGCCGAGAGUAACGACGUUUCCUCCUCUCUCUGGGUCUCCGCAGAUGCCAGUGUUCCCAAAGAAGGAGAGAAAAUGGACAGUCUUGAGACAGACUCUGCACUUGGAUUCCCCCCCCCCUCCUUUCUUUCCCCUAAGACAAUAAUGCCAAGGAUUUUCUUGGAAAUUUCGAAGCGUCUUGGCCAAGUAUGCAAAGAGCAGGGCGCGGGGAGCGUUUCAGGCAAGAGACUCGAGGCCCCUUGGACAGGGGGCUGAUCCGGCGAGGCGGCUGAACUGACCACUCAUCUCUGCAUUCUGAUAGAAAUCUGAACCGGUUUUAAUUUUUUUUUUGACGAAGAAUGUUGGACUUUUAACUUUUUCUUACUUCCUUAUUUUGUGUUGUUGUUCUUGCAUGCAUGCAUUCCCAAGAGAUCUUAUGAGCCACUGAUGAAAGGAAAUACGUUUGCUGUGGACUCCCCCCCCCCCAUCAUUUUGAACAGAUCCAGUGACAAUCCAAACCGAAAGACCCCUUUCAGAGUGAGUGGGAAAGGGAAAUCUAUUUAAAGAAAUGUUUAGGGGGGCAAAAUAUUUUUUGGCUCAAACUCUUAAUAGCAAGCCUUUCUGGUUCCUCUUUUAUUUUUUAAUUCUUCCUGCGGGGGAGGAAAAGCCCCCCCAUGAAACAUUCUAUUUAUUUAUUAAUGACCCAUGUUAAAAUGCAAAUAGAUCCGGUGUCUAAAUGCAUUCCUAUUUUUAUGAUUGUUUUGUAAAUAUCAUUGUAUAUUUUUU
Messenger RNA from Eublepharis macularius, 1625 nucleotides. It is a transcript of the gene TWIST1, whose product is annotated as twist family bHLH transcription factor 1. Gene Ontology annotation, biological process: developmental process; regulation of transcription by RNA polymerase II. The record is from RefSeq and is a predicted model, not a curated record. Bases 250 to 858 code for a protein of 202 amino acids. Lineage: Eukaryota; Metazoa; Chordata; Lepidosauria; Squamata; Eublepharidae. The transcript has 2 exons. Gene Ontology annotation, molecular function: RNA polymerase II transcription regulatory region sequence-specific DNA binding; DNA-binding transcription factor activity, RNA polymerase II-specific; protein dimerization activity.